Molecule: messenger RNA, 1120 nt
Organism: Guillardia theta CCMP2712
Lineage: Eukaryota; Cryptophyceae; Pyrenomonadales; Geminigeraceae
Exons: 17
Coding region: 1-777 (258 amino acids)
Cellular component (GO): ribonucleoprotein complex; cytoplasm; nucleus
Molecular function (GO): mRNA binding
Source: RefSeq, a predicted model, not a curated record
AUGGGUCGAAACUGUAGGGUUUAUGUUGGACACCUGAGCUCGCGAGUACGUGAAAGGGAUUUGGAUGACGAGUUCUCGCGUUUUGGAAAGAUAAGGGAUAUUUCCCUGAAGCAAGGAUUCGCGUUCGUUGAGUAUGAUCAUUCAGAAGAUGCGGAAUACGCAGUCCGCAAAAUGGAUGGUGUGAACUUGGAAGGAAUGAGAAUUCUGGUGGAAUUCGCGAAGGAAACUCCAAAGAGAGGCCCGCGGGGAGGUUCCGGAUACCGUAUUUACGCAGAAAAUCUGAGCCAGAACACGAGUUGGCAAGACCUCAAGGAUUUUGCGAGGAAAGCAGGGAAGGUUAUCUAUACCGAUGUCUUCAGUGAGCGUGGUGAAAAGCUGGGAGUCAUUGAAUAUGCCACACGGGAAGACAUGGAAGACGCUCUUUACAAGCUCGAUGGAACCGAACUUCAUCGCUCAAAAGUUCGACUUGUGAAGGAAAGUGAACGUGGCGGCGGCUCGGACAAACGUGAUCGCAGCCGAUCUCGCGACAGAUCGCGUGACCGAUCGCGUGACCGUUCUCGAGACAGGAGAGAACGUUCUGACAGUCGCGAUCGUCGUGAGAAGUCUCCUUCAGAGCGUGGAGAUCGUGAUCGAGAGGGCAGCCGAGAUCGCUCCCCUUCCCGGGAGAAAGAUGAUGUUAAGGAGGAUCGCAGAGACGAUGAAGAAGACAGUAAGAAUCGCAGUGCGCGCCUUGUCGCUGGUUCCCACGGUGGCUUACAUGGUUCUCCUCGGUCCUGAACAACUCAUCCCCUUCAUGAUCCUCGAGCCGCUGCUGAGUCGGCGUCAGAGUCGGCCGAUGAGCCGGGCCCGGGCCACUCAGCGGCCAGCCGCCUUAGUGGUCAGUGACCGGGUGCCCGGGCCAGUGGCGGAGGCUGGGCCAGUGGCCGGGUCCCGGUUGCUUUCGGUUUUCACUCCUCCCCCCGGGAUCUUUCCAGUUCCUCACUGGGCCGCAAUCACUGAUCGCGAGGACCGUUUGACCAUGGAGGAUGGUGUUCCAAGAAGAGAUUUCUGGGGAACUUACUGGGAUCCCCCCGUUCAGCACUUGUGGGGCACGUACACUAACCCCAUCGAGUCCACCUAA